UCACCAGGGGACAGUCCAGUGGGCUGAUUCCCACUGUGGACCUCCAAGGCUUCGGGCUUCAAAGGCUCCGUGUUGUUAAAGGACGGCAAGAGUCAGCUGACAACUGGUGUCUUAACAAAAUGGCAUCUGUGAACAAGAGCAUUGAUGUGAAAAAAACCAGAGUGAGCAAAAAGCUCCUGGAAGAGAUCAACGAGAAGCGUGAGUCCUACUGUCUGGUGGAGAGGAGCAAUCAAGUCAGCUUCCUGCGGGUCCAGAAGCGUCACUUCAGCCAGGCCUACCAGUCCUUAGCGAGUGCGCAAGUCAAAGAGUCUGUUCCUGAAAGCAGCAGGGCCUCCUGGGUCAAAGGGCCUCUCUUUGUUCACAGGGAGAGAAAGCACUUCACACCCAAAAAUAAUGCCAUAUUUGGAUAA
Molecule: messenger RNA, 410 nt
Organism: Chionomys nivalis (European snow vole)
Lineage: Eukaryota; Metazoa; Chordata; Mammalia; Rodentia; Cricetidae
Gene: Spata45
Product: spermatogenesis associated 45
Exons: 3
Coding region: 120-410 (96 amino acids)
Source: RefSeq, a predicted model, not a curated record